Phaeodactylum tricornutum CCAP 1055/1 is the source of this 1222-nucleotide messenger RNA. RefSeq lists its product with no specific name. The record is from RefSeq and is a predicted model, not a curated record. NCBI's taxonomy places the organism in Eukaryota, Bacillariophyta, Bacillariophyceae, Surirellales, Neidiaceae. Bases 11 to 1222 code for a protein of 403 amino acids. The transcript has a single exon.
UUUGAUCGCCAUGAAGCUGGCGUUCAAUCUAUCUACAACGGCACUAUCGCUUUGUGCUGUCUGCUGUUGCAAUGUGCUUCUUACGCAGGCCCAGACGCCGCUGAUUCUACUCGCCGGCCAAUCCAACAUGGUUGGCAGUCCCAACGAGGCCGGAGAAAGGUACGAGCAAGACGUGCUCGCCCGCACUAAUACCAUCCAGCCGGGAUUGACUUUCGACAACCUACUGCCCUUGCUCGUCUCACCAGCUAUGCAGCAGACCAACAUAACAACGGAGUUUCGUCGAGAACUCGUCGACCUGCUCACACGAAUCUUAGGAUACGUCCACAACGGUACCGAUGUCGUUCCCGAACACCAAGUCGACCUCUUGAUCGAGCUGGGACAACGGUUUCCUACUCUGUACACGUCUCUCGCAGACCCACUCGGGAAUGUUUAUUGCUCGGAUGUGACUCCGCCCAUCGCGGUACAAGAAUUCAUGUCCGCGGUGCCUUUGUCUCCCAACAGUGGAUGCGGUAAUCCGUACGGCCCCGAACUAGUCUUGGGCCACACGCUCGGAUUCCUUCCCGACGGGAAAGAGUCGGGCAGUGACCUAUCUUUCAUCAUGCCCAAGGUUUCUCGUGGAGGCACACAAAUCCGCGGAAACUGGUCCAAAGCGGAAGGUGACUUGUGGAGUACACUCCAAAGUCGUAUCGCGCACAUCGACUCCGUCAGUACCCAGUGCCAAACCGGCAGCGGAUGCUCGUGGGAUGCCUUUGUUUGGUUUCAGGGAGAGAACGAUUCCAUGGACCAGCUCAACGCCGAGAACUACGAAGGCGAUUUAAUCACCUUUUUGGCGGACGUUCGCGCGGAAUUGUUCGCGGCGGGCACGCGCUAUGCCGCACCGGAGGAAAUCCCUGUCGUCAUUGUGCAGAUUGGUAGCUUUUUCCGCGCCCGUGAGUUCGGAACCGUCGUGGCACGCGCCCAAGCCAGUGUGGCUGCUAGCGACGCGUUUGCCAGCAUUGUAUGGACGGACGAUUUGGGUACGUUCUAUCACUACGACGCCUCGUCACAGUUGAUCAUUGGCGAUCGCGUGGCUCGAGCCCUGGAAGGCCUGUGGAAAGAUACCAUCGUCAUGCCCCCUUUGGAUCGGUCCUGGUUUGGCAGCUGUCAGCAAAAUGGUCAAAAGUGCCACACGAAUGCCGCUUGCUGUGGUGGUAAAUGCGCCUAUUCAAGAUGUGGUACAUGA